Kockovaella imperatae is the source of this 567-nucleotide messenger RNA. RefSeq lists its product as hypothetical. Gene Ontology annotation, molecular function: RNA binding. NCBI's taxonomy places the organism in Eukaryota, Fungi, Basidiomycota, Tremellomycetes, Tremellales, Cuniculitremaceae. Gene Ontology annotation, cellular component: cytoplasmic stress granule; cytosol. Gene Ontology annotation, biological process: positive regulation of translation. The record is from RefSeq and is a predicted model, not a curated record. The transcript is spliced from 2 exons. The annotation marks the transcript as partial.
GUUGAAUACUACUUCAGCAUGCAGAAUUUGGCCAUGGACUUUUUCCUCCGACAACAAAUGGAUUCUGAAGGCUGGAUCGACAUUCCCGUCAUUGCGUCAUUCAACCGAGUCAAAAAUCUGACAACCGACGUGGGGUUGGUCAAGGAAGUCAUGCAGCUAUCAACACUACUGGAGGUCCGAGAGGACAAGGUCAGAUUGGCUUACGGCGAAUCCAAGCGCUGGGUCCUCCCAGAAGCGAAGCCGUCAGUAUUCCCCGCCGACCCGCCAAGCGACCCGAUGGUUUUGUCGCCUCACUCAGAUGCAGCGACAGCGGAAUUGGUCAACUCGAUCUCGGGUCUCGGCAUCGAUGCGAUGCCUGGUUCGGGCACUAUGAAUGGCGCUGCUGUUGGGUCGGUCCCAAAGAUGGCAUCCGGGGAGGUCGAGCAUGCCUUAAUGAAGAAUGCUUCCACCAGUUCAGCUACGAGCGUUUUGAAUGGUGAAGAAGGCGGAAUCAAGACCGACACGGAGACACCAGGGACAAGCAUGAGUGGGGACAGAGUGGAGGAGCUUGCGGACGAAAAGGAAUAG